Molecule: messenger RNA, 1299 nt
Organism: Tetrahymena thermophila SB210
Lineage: Eukaryota; Ciliophora; Oligohymenophorea; Hymenostomatida; Tetrahymenidae
Product: transmembrane amino acid transporter protein
Exons: 1
Biological process (GO): amino acid transmembrane transport
Cellular component (GO): vacuolar membrane
Molecular function (GO): amino acid transmembrane transporter activity
Source: RefSeq, a predicted model, not a curated record
AUGGAAAAUAAAAAUUUAAGGAAUAGUGAAAAAGAAAUUAAUAGGACAUUACUUUCAGGAGAUAAAUCUGAUAUAGAGUCUUUUUAAAACAAAGAAGUUUCAACUGGCUCUACAGUUUGGUAAGCUACAGUUAAUAUUUGUAAAUGUGGUCUUGGUUCAACUCUUUUGUUUAUGCCUCAAACUUUUGCAGCUGCUGGGUGGCUUGAAUCUAUUUUGCUUCUCUUUUUGACAGGUAUUAUGUGUCUCUACUCUUGGGGGUUACUAAUUAAAGUUUUAGAUAAUAUGAAUGAUGGCAUCAGUCAUACUCUUUAAACAGCUGCAGGAAAAAUCCUAGGAAAGAAAUUUGAAAUAUUAGCAGAAGCUGUUACAAUUAUUUUUAAUUUAGGUAGUAUUUUAGGUUAUAUGAUCUUCAUUCUUACAGCCUUAUCAUCUGUCUUUGGAGAUAGCUUAGAUUCUUCAUACAAAGGAUAUGUUGUACUCUCUAUCCUUGUUAUCAUUUACUUCCCCUUUUCAAUGUAUAGACAUAUUGAAAAACUCUCUUACAUAUCCUCUUUUGGUGUUUUUGCUUGUAAUUUAGCCUUCAUAACCAUUAUUAUUGACUCUAUAUAUGUUCUUUGCACUGAUGGAAUUGCAACUUCUGGAGGUAGUGUCGGUACAAAUAUUAUCAACUUUGGUUAAGUUCCUUUUUACUUUGGUGUUAUUAUGUUUGCUUAUGAUAUUAACGGUGUUAUUACUGAUGUACACUCUUCUAUGAUUGAAAAAGAAAAAUUCGGGAUGAUUUUACAACGUUAUAUUAUCUUCAUGUUUUCUAUGGCUGUAGUUAUCGGUGGAAUAGCAUACAUGGCUUUUGGUUUACCUCUCAACGAUGGUGACUUAAUAUUUACUUUUAUGGAUAAUCUUUCCCAUUAUAUUGAUGUAUUGAAUGUUCUAUAUUCAUUAGCUUUACUUGGCUCGUUCUUGCUUUUUGCUUUCCCUAUGUUUAAAAGAUUUGACUAGCUUUGUGAUCACUUUAUUGAAAACAACCCAAUUAAAUUUGUUAGUCGUAGCUCAUUUAGACUCUUCUUUUAUGCAAUUAUUAUGACUUUAGCUAUUUCAUGGCCUAAAAUUCUAGAUGUGCUUAAUCUUUUAGGAUCUAUUUUUUCUGUCACUCUCGGAUUUGUUUUCCCAAUCACUCUUUAUCAAGUUUUCUUUAAAGGAAAAAUUCCUCUCUACACCUAAAUCAUUAAUUUUACUAUUCUCACUUUAGGUAUUGUAGGAGGAGCCAGCGGUGUAUACUCAACUAUAUCUUCUAACUUCUGA